AUGACAAGCACUAUGUUGAUGGACAGCACCCUUGAUACGGAUGGCACAGCAUUUAUUUGUCCUGAAUGUAGCUUUAACGGUACAAGUUUACCAGAAUUAAUUAGUCAUCUGAAUGAAACACAUGGCGAAGAAACCGCGACGAAAAGUGUUUCACCACCGAAAAAUCCGGCAGUAUUAUCGAAUGAAAAACGAUCAAGACGUAAACCAGCAUUUAGUCAUCAAAUUAUCUCUCAGCCACAGCGCCAGUCAAUGCCAGUAUUCAAACAGUCUAAUGUUGAUCCCGGCUCCAUUCAUUUCUGGAAUCGUGUUAUAUCAGCCGACGAGAAUGAUCGAAAAUUUUCAGAGCCCACAAAGGUUCGCGAUGAAAAUGUAACUCAUCCGAAGAUAAGUCCACAAAGAUUAAUUGCACCCAAAAUAAUACACACUCCACCAACAACAGUAGAUACUUCGUCCUCGUUCUGCUCACCAUCUUUUCAGCCAAUUCAAAAGAACUUUCAGUGUCGCAUUUGCCAUCUAACUUACAAAAAUUUUCAUGAUUGCACAGCACAUAUCCGUCGCAAGCAUGAAAUUAGUCAUGCGCAAGCUGGUCGUUAUGUUGGUAAACUCGAUACCGAUGUUCCAUUACCACCUUCAGCAACAGGACAUUAUAAAAUUCGCUUGAAAGUCAAAUCUCUACCUCCUCAAGCACCAACGACUGCAACUUCAGUCGAGAAUUUCACGAACGUCUAUCAAUGUAAAUAUUGUCCGUACACAGCAUCUUGGUUGAAAGAUGUGGCUCAACAUGAAAGACAAAAUCAUGGAAAAUAUUCUUCCUUCGUUCAUGAAGACACACCACAUAGUAAUAAACAUAACAAUAAAGAUCACAAUGAUUUAUCUGCACUUCUAAUUGAUAACGUUGAACCCUACAAUGAUGCUCUUCCUAAUUCCAAUGACGAAAUUAUUAUGAUAGAAGAAGAUAUUGAUGAUGAUGAAGAAGAUGCGCUUUGGAAAUAUCAACAAGAACUCAAUAAUCUAACUGAAUCACCCACAAAUCAUAAUAACACUACUCACCAUCACCAGAACCAUCCGAAUGCGAGUUUUCUCGCAAAACCUUUCAAAAAAUUUCAAUGUCCACACUGUGAACACUCAUCGCCGAAGUUAGCUAAGCUCAAACUUCAUAUUGCAACACAUACGAAUAUAAAGCCAUACAUGUGUUCGAUUUGUGGCUGGCGUGCCAAUCUUCGAUGGUAUAUUCAAUGUCAUGCAAAGAAACGUCAUCCGAAUCAGAAUUUCGAGGUUUUACAACUAUCUAACGAAGAAGCUGAACAAACAAUCAACGCUUAUAUGCGUGAAAAUGGCCUGCAGACGAAAGUCCAUAAUCGUUUUGAUUCUAAACAUCACUAUCAAUGUUCAUUGUGCCAAUUUCGUUCGAAUCAUCCACGAUUUAUCGAACAACAUAUUGAAACAAACCACAGCCACAUGAUGGAACAAAAUAAUAACCAUUCCAAUUUAACUCCUGUAGACCUCAACUCUCAAUAUUCGUCAAAGAUCGUCUAUCCUAACUUUUCCUCGCAUCCGAAUUUCAAUCCAAAUCGUUUAUAUUACUGUUCGUUAUGUUAUCGUGGUUAUCGCUGGCGUUAUGACGUCAAACGGCACCACAAGACCAUGCAUGAGACAGUUGAUGACGAAGUAACCAAAGGUCGAAAUUUCCAUUAUCUGGAAUACGUUCCGCAAAUUGAUAGUUUGAUUACAGCAACGAUGUCGAGUAUUCACAAUCCCAUGAAGCACGAGAAUGAAGUUGAAGAUAAUGAUGAUGAUUUGAAAUUAAGUAUUGCUGAUGCUCGAACAGUCGAUGUAACUGACGAAGAAGCAGCUUUACUGAUGAUCGAACCAGAGAGAUCGGAAACCAACCAAAUUGUCAUUGAUGAUCAUCCUGAAGAUGCAGUGAUCGUCUUUGAAGAUGACCGAACAGAUAAGUCGACAUCGGAAAUUGCCAGACUGUCAUCUCGACCGACCUACAAACCAUUUCGUUGUCCAUACUGUUUCUAUCGAACUAACUGGCGCACGGAUUGUAUGCGACACAUGCGAGCGCGACAUAAGGUUGAACCGAAUCAAAAUGGAUAUUAUGAAAUGUCACCUGAUGAAGCUGAACGAACUUAUGAUGAGUACGAACGUACAUUUGGUUUCGUUGUGGCAAAGAAAGUUUUAGCACGCUUUACGGACUUUCGUCAAAUAUCUUGGGAAGAUCUGAAGAGAUCCAUCUGGGAGAAAAUCAAAGAUAAACCAGAUUUCGAACAAUGUAUUUAUGAUCGUCUACGGCCAGAUGAUUAUGAUCUAACACCAGUGAUUCAAAUGCCACCGGCACAACCUAUUGUUAUUACCAUACCAAACAAAAUGCCAUUUGUGAAACAGAAACGUGUUUUUACCUGUAUGGACUGUGCAUUCAGUUCACAUCGAAUUUAUGAACUUGAACGACAUAUUUGUUCCAGAAUUCAAAAGUUUCAACGAGAGAAAUCUCAUGGUCAAGUCGUUGUCUCCUUAUACGAGUGUACCAAGUGUUCAUACCGUACAAUGAAUCUCAAUUAUGCUAAACAGCAUAUUUAUCUCCAUCAAUCCAAAGAGAAUGAAAAGAAAAUGUUUUUCUACUGUUCAUUCUGUGGCUAUAAUCAUCGAUUACGAUCGAAACUUAUUGUACAUAUCGCAAGAACGCAUCCCAAACGAAACUCCUCCAAUUGUUUAACUACUUGUCGCUACGAAUUUGAUGCUGAUUUUGCCAUUCAACAAACUUUGUUAAAACGUUCGUUUAUCGAACAACAAUUGCAAACAUCCAAGCUUUUCUACUGUCUUUACUGUCCAUACAUAUCGGCAACAAUUCUCGAACACAAUCAACAUCGCUUGUAUCAUCAGGAUAAUUCCAUGCACUCGUACAAGUGUCAACAUUGUUCAUUUGCAUCGAGUUCUUCUAUUUACACUAAUCAACAUAUGCUAUUGCACAAAAAUCCAACGCGAACAAUGUCAACUGAUAUCGACGCGAAAUCUUUGAAAUAUAUUCCUGUUUCUACAAUCUGCAAAGAAAUUCUCGGCAAACCUCGCCGUCACAAUUGUCCAUUCUGUAGAUCAUUCGCAUCAAGUUGUUCAUCGACAAUACUCAUUCACAUAAAGAAUACUCAUUCUUUGAACAGUAAGCAGUUUGAUGGUAGUUUGAUUAUUGGUGCGGAAUUAGCAAAAGAAAUACUCUGCUUUGAGGUAAUAAGAUCAACAGGAAAUCAAUGA
Adineta ricciae is the source of this 3252-nucleotide messenger RNA. NCBI's taxonomy places the organism in Eukaryota, Metazoa, Rotifera, Eurotatoria, Adinetida, Adinetidae. The record is from the annotation of a GenBank genome assembly.